GGGUAAAUAAGAAAUAAGAUUUUAAAAAAUGAUUUCUGUUUUGAAGAUUCAGCAACUGUUCAUUGCGUUGGUUAUUUUGACAGCUGCGCAUUCGUUUCGAAAAAGUUCAAAAAUAACAAACAAAAAAAGAUCAUCAGAGUGUGAUUUAGGAGCAUUUACUUUUCCGGAUGAAAGUGAAGAACACGAAGGAACGUGGCUACAAUGGCCACAUGAAUUCGAGUACGGGAUCGAGUAUAGAGAAAGUUUGGAUGAUAUUUGGGUGCAAAUGACAAAAGCACUUUGCGUAAAUGAAAAAGUUCAUAUAAUUGCUUAUGACAAAGAAGAAGUUGAAAGAAUAAAAGAGUUACUUGAAAAAAAAGGAUUACAAUUGACUAAUGUGGAUUUUAAGAUCUAUAAAACAAAUGAUGUUUGGGUAAGAGACAACGGACCAAUUUUUGCAAAAGAUAGUUUCGGACGUUUAGUUAUUCAAGAUUGGAAAUUUAAUGGAUGGGGUGGAAAAACAAAUUAUAAAAACGACGAUGCAAUUCCAACUUUAAUAGGUAAAAACAUUAACAUGAAAGUCGUAAAUGUCGGGAUGGCAAAUGAAGGAGGAGCUGUUGAGAUUGAUGGAAACGGAGUUUUACUAGCAACUCGAAGUGCCAUAAUUAGCCAGAAACCUGUCAAUUCAGUUAGAAACCCUGGAAUGACUCAAUCGCAAGCAGAAAUUUACUUUUCACAUUAUUACGGUGCUUCAAAGUUCAUUUGGUUAGAUGGAGGAUUUCCAGAAGGGGAUAUCACAGACAUGCACAUUGAUGGGAUUGCCAAGUUUGCACCAGGAAACAAACUAGUAACAAUGAGUAUGAAAGAUUUACUUGAAUGGGGAGUUUCCAAAAAAGAUAUCAACACUCUAUAUCUUGCCUCAAAUGCAGAUAACAAAGUAUAUGAUAAAGUUUACUUGCCUUUGUCAAAGUAUAAUGUGAAUACUACAGACGGAGUGAGUCUUGGGUACAAAGGCAGCUAUAUCAAUUACUAUAUUGCUAAUGGAGUAGUCUUAGUUCCUAACUAUGAAGAUCCCAAUGACGACAAUGCAAAUGAGAUUAUUCAAAGGCUAUAUCCUGAGAGACAAAUAAUUGGUAUCGACAUAAGAAAUUUAUAUAAAAAUGGUGGAAUGAUUCAUUGCGUAACGCAACAACAACCAGCAUAUCCACUGUAAGAUUUAACUUAACUUGUCAAUGCAUUCAUUGAGUAAUGUCAGAAAUCAGCACAUCAUAGGGACAAUUAUUAUUUCAUAUAUAUAUAUAUAUAUAUAUAUAUACAUGUUAUCACUGGUGUUGUAGUUACAAAUUUUAAUUUACUCAAAUUUAUUUUGCAUAAACAUUUUUUUUAUUAUUGAUAUUUUGUAUAAAAAUAGUUUUGCACGAAAUUUCAUAGUUUUUUGGUAUCAAUUUUAAAAUCUUGCAAAAAGUAUUUUAGAAAAGUAUACCAAGUAAAAAAAGUUCUAUAGAAUUGCUAUAAACUUUCUAUAGAAUUUCAUUUGGCCUAUUGAAAUUCUACAAAAUUUUUAUAGGCCAAUUGUUUCAAAAAUUUAUAGAAAUUCUAUAGAACUUUUUUUUCUGGGUAUACCCAUUAUCAUUAUAAUGAUAUAAAAUUCUUAAAUUAGUUUGAAAUUUUCCUCUUUUUCUUAAAAUUAGGCAUAUUUUUUAUAAAUUUCUUCAGUUACAAUUUGUUUUCAUAACGCCAUUGUCAUAUGGCGUUAUGAAAACAAAUAUAUGGAAUAAAUUUCUCAAAUGUCUUGCUUUUAUUUCCGGACCAAAAAUUUAAAAAGUUGAACUAUGAUAAAAAUCUUUAUAGGUCAAACUUUUACCACGUUAUAAAAAAAGAGAAUAGUUAGUCAAAAAGGUUUUACGUUUUAAACCAAAAAUCUAAUUGUUGCUGAAGUGUCUUUUUGUCUUUAAACCUUACAUUGUGCAAGUUGUUGGUUAGUGGUCAGAAAGCUGUUGGCGCUGAGUUGGUCAUAGGAGGCAACCCAGUCAAGCUAUAAUAAUUUUUCCGCAUUAUAUUUUUAAAGUGAUGACGGGCGUUGUAAUGGAGGAAGUAAAAUUUGUCGCGCCUCUGACACUUAUCGCAGUGUCUUACAUGAUCUUUAACUUCGUCUAUUCUUUCCAAAAUAAAGAAGUUGAAAUUCGGAAAAACUAAUUGCUCUGCUAUGUCGUUUUAAACUUUAUUCAAACUUUUCAAUUUCAAGUCUUUUCAAACUUAAAUCUUCAAAACUUCCUAAAGCUUUUAAAAUGUUUGAUAAAUUAAAAAUAAAUUGCUCAUUACAUUUUACCCAAACCAAUUAAAAUCUAAAGAGAUUUUCGUUAUUUACUUUGUUUAAAAGUUAGCUAAGUAAGUAAAUUUAAACCAAGUAACUCAGUACUAACUACCUAUAUCCUACUGCCUUCUAGGGUAAUACCCACUAAUACCAUAGUUUCUCUUUCAAAUUUUUCAAAACUUGAUACACCCUCCUUUCUAAAAAUAGACAGAGAGCUAUACAAUUAAUUUGCCACUUUUAUACCAAUUUCAGCAGCUGAAAGCCGCUGUUCACGUUUUUAUAUCAUGACGUAUGUUUCGAGCUUCUAUUUUUUGAGAAGUAUCUACUAUCUUCUACUACUAUCUCUAUCUACUAUCUAUCUACUAUCUCUUUGGUUUGGCUUAUAAGUUUUGUCAUUAUUCAGCUUUUUUUAAGGCCACCAUAAAGUUUAAACGCGUAAUUUAUAUAUACAAAUAAUUCAAAUUUGGAAUUUGAAAAAUUACGAAUUUUGUUGUUCCAACAUGCAUUAAAAAAAAAUUUAUUGUGAUGUUCUUUUUGUAUUUUAUUUUUUUAUUCUAAAAAAGUAGAUCAAGAUAUGAAAUAGUAUCAA
Messenger RNA from Hydra vulgaris (swiftwater hydra), 2882 nucleotides. Its product is annotated as putative agmatine deiminase. Gene Ontology annotation, biological process: putrescine biosynthetic process. NCBI's taxonomy places the organism in Eukaryota, Metazoa, Cnidaria, Hydrozoa, Anthoathecata, Hydridae. The record is from RefSeq and is a predicted model, not a curated record. Gene Ontology annotation, molecular function: protein-arginine deiminase activity; agmatine deiminase activity.